AAAAAGGAGUGGGAUCUUGCAAUAUUUUCCUUUCUGAUUUUAAAACUUAGAACUGCUUAGAAAUUUACUUCAUAUACCCAUCAUUCCCUUUGCUAUUUUGAAGACUACAGAGGAUAAUGAAUUUGGAGAUUUUACUUUUUACCUUUCUUUUGCAAUGGGUAGCAACAAAUGCAGAGGAUACUAAUGAAAAUGAAUAUAAUAAGAAUCUUAUCAGAAAUUUCUUGCAACAUUAUGCUAUGCAUUAUCCUAAAAUUUAUGAUUAUGACACCAAAACUAAACUUUAUCCACCAAGUCAUGAUAGUUCCGAAGAAAAUAGUGAAUUUUAUUCCGGAAAUGAUAGUUCUCCACAAAGCGAUGGUUCCCCUCAUGUUCAUUAUCAUCAUCACAUUUAUGGCGAACGUCAUCAUACUCCACAAAAUGAAAAUGACGGAAAAGCGAAAGAAUAUAACUCCCCGACAUUAGAAGAAAAUUUCGAUGAAAAUAGUGAAUUUUAUUCCGGAAAUGAUGGUUCUCCACAAAGUGAUGGCUCCCCUCAUGUUCAUUAUCAUCAUCACAUUUAUGGUGAACGUCAUCAUACUCCACAAAUGAAAAAGGACGAAGAUAUGAACGAAAAGAAUUUACCUAACAGUAGAAGAAAAAUCCCGCAGAAUAGUAGAAGAAAUAAAGAGGGAUAUUAAUACCUUCACAAUGAAACUCCAAAAAUUAAGAAAUAAACAAAAUUCCUCUUCACUUGAAUCUGAAAAUUAGAAAUAUAACCUUGUGUAUGCAUAAAAAAUAAUGAUUUGGAUAUCAAGAUGAAAAAUGUACUUCAUUACAAUUGUUUCACGUAUCGAGAGAAGUAUUCUUUUAAAGAAAACUCAUAUUUUGUAAUAUAAAUAAAAGUAUUAAU
Messenger RNA from Argiope bruennichi, 889 nucleotides. RefSeq lists its product as uncharacterized. The transcript has 4 exons. The record is from RefSeq and is a predicted model, not a curated record. Lineage: Eukaryota; Metazoa; Arthropoda; Arachnida; Araneae; Araneidae. Bases 117 to 677 code for a protein of 186 amino acids.